Molecule: messenger RNA, 693 nt
Organism: Ilex paraguariensis (yerba mate)
Lineage: Eukaryota; Viridiplantae; Streptophyta; Magnoliopsida; Aquifoliales; Aquifoliaceae
Source: the annotation of a GenBank genome assembly
AUGGUAUCUGAAUUGGACCUAACUUCAGAGGCUAUUUAUGUACUAGAGGCAGCGACUGUGCAAUCACUUCCCCAAAUUCAUGCCGAAGACAGGAGGUCACUUCCCCAAAUCCAUGCCUUCGUCUUUGAGUUCAAACGUUCUUCACAGCCACCGAGUUCUUCACAUCCACCGAGUUCUACAACCACAACGACUGCCACUGCUAGCUUCUUACAAAGAAUGGGAUAUAUGACUUCUGGAAUUGGUUUGAUGAUCGGACUUGUGUUGCCUUUUGUUGAUACAAAUUAUGCUGUGGGCACCAUCUUUGGGGUGUGGUCGGGAGAUGCUAACUGGAAUAACAUGAAGAGACCAAGCCGCGGCAACAAUGGGGAUUUAUGGACUGUGAGCAACAUAUGUUCUUGCUCUCAAGGAUAUCCCUGGAAAAUGGCAACAUGUCAAAGACAACCUAAAUUGGAGAAGGAAAGCUAUUUUCAUAUGGAAUUCUCAGCGAUGAAAGAAGUUGGUAGAGAAUAACUAGAGGUAUGUAAUUUACUGAAACCGACUCCGAUUUCUGUUUUUGCUAAGAAAAGGAUGUCGGGCGAAUCAGAAGAUAGGGGCAGCCUAAACAGGGGUUUUCUUUCACUCGGGAAAUUUGAGAGCCACAUUUGACAACCCUAAAUAUGACAAGGUUUCACUUGCUCUCAACUUUGUAUUCAG